AUGACGAGCGCUCCCAUAGAAGUCAACUUGGCCGAUAAAGGCGACGCGAUCAAGCAAGACGACGCGACCGAGGAAGUCAUCGCUCCGAUGGAAAACAACACUGCUGUUGAGGAUGGCGCGCCUGUGGAGGACAACACCUUCCAGGAAGCCGGCGCUCUCACGGGUGACGACACUGAGGAAGAGGCCGCCUUCCGCCAUAUCCUUCAGGUCUUCGCGGAGUCUGGAUUCAUCCUCGGCGCAGUCAAGUAUCCCGGUGCGCCCGGAAAAUGGCCUCAACUCGACUCGGACGAGGACCGACACUUCAGUCUGCGUGAGACCUCGACCGGCAUGACGGAAUGGAAGGUAGCCACCAGAUCCGAGCCGCCGACCCCUAACAUGCGAUUCUGGUACCUUCUCCGCCCCUGGUUCAACGACAAACAGUGGCACCCGCUGUCCGAUCUCGACUUGGUGACCCGUCAAAAGAUCUACUUGGUCAAGCGCCAUGUCAUCGACUCCGCCACGUCCGGGCUUAUGAGGCUCACGUGGCCUGGAACUGUUGGCUUCGGCAUACGUAUCAGGCGCGACUGGCUUACUGGCCGCGCUAUUGUCGAGUUGUAUAUGUAUAACAUCAAAUGGUCUAGGGUCGCGGUCGAGUCUAGCAAUGCUUGCGAUACAGUCCUCGAGGCCUUGCUUUACUUGAUGGUCAAGGUGGAAAAGCUCUGUGACGAUAGCAGCGCAGAAGGUUGGGACGUCCUUUUACCGUGCACUCCCCAAGCAUUCUAA
Diplodia corticola is the source of this 762-nucleotide messenger RNA. RefSeq lists its product as uncharacterized. The transcript is spliced from 3 exons. Lineage: Eukaryota; Fungi; Ascomycota; Dothideomycetes; Botryosphaeriales; Botryosphaeriaceae. The coding region runs from base 1 to 762 and encodes 253 amino acids. The record is from RefSeq and is a predicted model, not a curated record.